Ipomoea triloba (trilobed morning glory) is the source of this 1862-nucleotide messenger RNA. RefSeq names its product probable anion transporter 4, chloroplastic. Gene Ontology annotation, molecular function: phosphate transmembrane transporter activity. The transcript has 8 exons. Lineage: Eukaryota; Viridiplantae; Streptophyta; Magnoliopsida; Solanales; Convolvulaceae. The record is from RefSeq and is a predicted model, not a curated record. Bases 106 to 1689 code for a protein of 527 amino acids. Gene Ontology annotation, cellular component: plastid. Gene Ontology annotation, biological process: transmembrane transport.
CUCUAAUUUUAAUUUUUCCACUUAAUCUCAAGAUUCCAAUUCAAUCAAUUCUCCUCACCACCAUUUCGUCGGCUAUCUGGGGAUCACUUACUCUACUGUUUUACGAUGGAUUCUCCGGUGGCUCUCCGGCGUACAACGUUGAUUCCCGGCAGUCUCCGAAACCUUAAUCCCUCCAAACCCUCGCUGUCGUUCAUCGUCAAGUCAACGUCACGGGCAGCGAGCUCAUCGAGCAAGAGCUACUCUAAGUCCUUUGCUUUAGUGGGGCCGCCGAAAUACCUGGCUCGGACUCUCUGGUUGAACGGGAACGGGAACGGAAACGGAAACGGAAACAGAGCUUCGUCUAGUGAUGUUCCGUCAACCGCCGACGGUGCCGCCGGUGUGCGUGAGCCGAGCUGGGUGGAGUUCGUGACGUCGGAGAGAGUCAAAGUUGUGGCUAUGGUGGGCUUGGCUUUAGCUCUGUGUAACGCCGAUCGAGUUGUCAUGUCGGUGGCCAUUGUUCCGCUGUCGGUCUCCCGGGCGUGGCGUCAAUCUUUCGCCGGCGUUGUUCAGUCGUCUUUUCUCUGGGGUUACCUAAUAUCACCAAUAGCCGGAGGGACUCUAGCAGAUUAUUUUGGUGGCAAAGUAGUCAUGGCUUGGGGCGUGGCUCUGUGGUCUUUAGCCACGUUCCUAACCCCGUGGGCUGCAGAAGUUUCGAUAUGGAUGCUCCUUCUCAUGCGGAUGUUGCUAGGCAUUGCUGAAGGCGUGGCUUUGCCCUGCAUGAACAAUAUGAUUGCAAGAUGGUUUCCUCAGACAGAACGCUCGAGGGCUGUCGGGCUUGCAAUGGCUGGAUUUCAACUCGGGAGUGCAAUUGGACUCACGCUUUCCCCAAUUCUUAUGUCCAAGGGCGGGAUAUUUGGACCAUUUGUCAUAUUCGGAUUGUGCGGGUUCCUUUGGGUGCUAGUUUGGGUGUCUGCAGUCUCCAGCACACCUGAGCGGAGUCAUCAAAUCUCGUUACACGAAUUGCAGUACAUACAGAACAAGGGACCGAGACAUGCUGUUGACAGUAAAACGAAAACAGGCAAAGUGAUUCCCCCUUUCAGGCGUUUGCUCUCUAAGCCACCAACGUGGUCUUUAAUCGUUGCAAACGCCAUGCAUAGCUGGGGCUUCUUUGUUAUACUUUCAUGGAUGCCAAUCUACUUCAAAACCAUAUACCAUGUUGAUCUCAGACAGGCGGCAUGGUUUAGCGCUGUCCCAUGGAGCGUGAUGGCGUUGAUGGGCUAUUUUGCUGGCGUUUUAUCAGACUUGAUGAUCCAAAGUGGCAUAAGUGUUACACUUACCCGCAAAGUCAUGCAAUCAAUUGGUUUCUUUGGUCCUUGCACUGCUCUUGUUGGUUUAACCACUGCUCCAACUCCAGUAAUAGCAUCUGCUUGGCUGACUUUAGCUGUUGGGUUGAAGGCCUUCAGUCAUUGCGGCUUCCUCGUUAACUUUCAGGAGAUCGCCCCCAAGUAUUCAGGCGUUCUACACGGUAUAUCGAACACAGGAGGGACAUUAGCAGCCAUCAUUGGGACUGUUGGUGCUGGCUUCUUUGUGGAGUUGGUUGGCUCUUUCAAGGGAUUUUUGCUGCUCACAGCAUUUCUGUACUUCUCUGCUGCUGUCUUCUACAAUGUCUUUUCCACAGGGGAGAAAGUGGACUUUGAUGAAACCACUUAGAUUCUAGGAUGUUUAAUUUUAUCUCUUGUCCACCCCCAUGGCUUCCAUACAAAUCAUGGGAAGAAGAUGUUAAUUUCCCAGAAAAAACAUGUGGGAAUCAAUGUCUGUCACUCUGUCAAGGAGUAAUCUUUAUCAACUUUUCAAAUAAAGAUUUUCGCUUUUGGGCAUCGUCA